Molecule: messenger RNA, 873 nt
Organism: Ascochyta rabiei
Lineage: Eukaryota; Fungi; Ascomycota; Dothideomycetes; Pleosporales; Didymellaceae
Exons: 2
Coding region: 1-873 (290 amino acids)
Source: RefSeq, a predicted model, not a curated record
AUGCCUCCAGCAAUAUGGAUACAGAACAACAUUCCUGUUCUGCUGCGUCCCUCGCUGCUCCUCUUGACCUCUGUCUAUCACUUUUUCAUGACCCUCUUUGAAGUCAUCUUCGUGGAGCGCAGGCCGUUCACACUUUUCAGCAUCACAAAACUCCGCUACAAGUCCUUCGCGCGUCUCUGGACCAAGAAUGGCGAAGCCAUGUCGAUUGACAUGCCCGGGCCGCUUACGGAGCUUCUCUCGACUUGCGAAGGCGUAGUUCUCGACAUAGGCCCUGGCUCAGGCGAGAUACUGUCUCGCUUCAACCCAGACCUGAUCACGGCCAUGUACGGCGCGGAGCCUGCCGAGGAUCUCCACCAAGGCCUUUUGAGGAACGCGCAGAAGAAGGGAUUCAGCGACAAGUAUCACGCGCUACUGUGCGGUGGAGAGCCUGAGAGUUUGAUCCCCGCACUGUACAAGAGUGGUAUUCUAGAAACCGCUGGCAGGGCUGGAUUGGCUUCGGAUGGUGUCUUUGACGAAAUCUGCUGCGUGAGGGUGUUGUGCGGCGUGCCUCAUGCGCAGGAGACUAUCAAUGGCCUGUACAGCCUGCUCAAGCCUGGUGGCCGCAUGAUCAUAUGCGAACACGUCGCCAAUCCGUGGAGGACCGAGGGUCGUGUGCUGGCACGCUUCAUGCAAUUCGUUUACACACGGCUCGGAUGGCCGUUCUUCAUGGGCGGCUGUGAGCUGCAAAGACACACGCCGGACUACCUCAAGAAGGCAGGCGAGUGGGACAAGAUUGAUUUGAAGUACUACGGGCCGAAGGACGUGAUUCCGUUCGUUGUAGGGGAGCUGGUUAAGAAAGGCGGCAAGUCGUACGCCGAGGUGGUCAAAGAGUAG